This is a messenger RNA of Blastomyces dermatitidis ER-3, 5503 nucleotides long. Its product is annotated as protein phosphatase type 1 complex subunit Hex2/Reg1. The record is from RefSeq and is a predicted model, not a curated record. The coding region runs from base 2583 to 4415 and encodes 610 amino acids. Gene Ontology annotation, biological process: protein catabolic process in the vacuole; cellular response to glucose starvation. The transcript is spliced from 2 exons. NCBI's taxonomy places the organism in Eukaryota, Fungi, Ascomycota, Eurotiomycetes, Onygenales, Ajellomycetaceae.
GAAGCAACGACGAGGGAACAUCGGUCUGAUUGCGCAAAAUCGCCCCCUCCCACUGUCUGAUUUCUUUCUUCCUUUCAAUUAUUUGGUUGUGUUGAAUUUGGAACUUAUUCCACCGAGGUGAAACAAGCCAUAGCACAGGCAUAUUUUACCACGCUGGUCACCCUGGCAGUGCCAAAAAUCUUCGACGUCCAGGACCAGGACUCCCUCUUCCUCUCGGAAUCAGCCGUUCUAGACUUCAGCAGGCCUUUUCUCUGUCGCUCAAGGAUCGGGUUGGAGCUGAGCUUGAUGUGGGCCAGAGAAGGAAGCGGGGGGGGGUGUUGCCAGUUGCCAGCUCGGCGCGGCGAUUUCGAAAACCCUAUCCUGGCCCGCCCUGUCUCUCUCCACUUUUCUUUUUUAAACCAUGUCGAAAACCGGUUCUUGUGCAUGCAUUGGCUUUGCGUAAUGCUAUUAAUGUUAUCCACAGCGGGUUAUUGUCGAAGAGGGGUAUAACAUCGAGCGCAUUAUACCUGGGUCUUCGGGCAACAAGGUGCUGCAUUCGUACGGAACGUGCAUGGGAGUGGCUUGACGAGGUCAAAAGAAAUACUGGAAGACACAGAACAGAGGGUUUAGCACGCGAUGCUCCGUCCUGGAACGCAACGCAGAAUACUGGGUUUACACACAAAAAGCAGCCGAGGGAAGGGGUAUGCUGUGCGUUUUGUUUUGGGGUGAUUCGUGGGCAAGUUGGUUCGUCUACAAAGAGCUUAUUUUGAGGUGAUACACAUGAAAACGAUCCCUGAGCCGCGGGCGGCUCCCCAUCGCUGAAGGGAUGAGGACUUGACGGAGAGACAGAGCCAAGGUAGCAUAUCUUACUCGGGAGACUCUCAGCUGUCAAGAUCAAGUCCAUCCAACUACGGGGAUAAGUAGCAGGAAUACUAUGGGUAGUUGGGAGGGAAAGCCUGACUAUUGUCACACCGGUAGAGGAAUCUGAGAGCUUGGAGUCUGCCAUCAUGGAAACUGGGUUUCGCGGGUGAUUGAGACAUGCACAGGUAUGAUAUGCAGGAGUGAUGAAUAUCAGGAUGUGUUGCUCCUGAUGAUGAUUGUCAUUGGUAAGACCAGCUAUCACCAGCGAAAAAAAAAAAACACCAUACCAAAGGAGCCUGCCGUAAUCCUGAGAGGUAGAUUCUCGGGAAGAUAAACUGCGUUGCAUGACAUCACAUCGGCGCAACACGCAUAGUAAGUGACCUACUCGGGAUCACAUGACUGGGUUAUCUGUUUACAUAUCGUCGGGGCAAGGGUUGAUUGAUUUUGAACUCUUCGUAUUGAAGGUCUUUGUUGCGGGCUGGAUUGCUUUUCAUCCUGAUUAUUGUGGGGAUUUGUUCAUGAAUUAAUUAUGACAGGUAAUAAUGACGAUGAGAGCAGGUAGGUAGUCAAAGAUUGAAGAUAAAAUAACAAAAUGAUUCGAGACACACUUAUCCCGAUUGUCCGUACCGUGUCGGACAAAAACAUGAGACAAACAGGGCUAUUAUGCACUGAUACAGAGUGACAAAAAGGCCGUGAUUAUAAGUGUGAUGCAUGGGCUCUUUGACACAAGGGACAAACGAUUAUGCCCUGUAUGUAUGUAUGUAACUUAUGUAUGUCUGUAUGUACAUGUACAAGUAACAAGUACAAGUACAAGUACCAGAACGCUUACUAGUCGAAGGCGAACCUUGAUAAAUAAAAUCGAUCGCUGGAGACAAGAGAAACAACCGGAGCCCCUUCUCGGUGGCGUUGAGAUAGAAAAAAAUGAUACAAAGUAUAGUAGAGAAGGAAAUAAUCUAGAACUUGACUCCAUUACUCACUAAUUUUCCGCCCAACUUUUAUCGCUGUAUUUUUACUGGCAGUUCCCGUCCCCAUUCUUCUUCCUGUUCUUUUUUUUUUGCCCCAUCUUGUUUAACAUCUCAUCUUUAUCAAUAUAAUUUUCCCCCAUUUCUAGCUCCCUAAUAUCCCUUAACUUUGCCGCGUCUGUACUGUUAGCUAGAGAAAAGCACCAAUUAUUUGUCGGUUCCGCUCUCCACCGCUUCCACCCACUCUCCAAAUUCAAAACGCCUCCACGCUCUACUAAGAGACACAGUCAAUUACAUCACUCUUAUCAACUCUCUAACACUCCUAGUCUACACAAUAUUUAAAUCCGCAGAAGAUCUCCCUUAUACGACAGCGGGUCUUUUUUUUCUGUUUUUGUUUCGUGGUGCGGGCUAGUAGAUCUCAUCGUUUCCAUGUCCGUAAUCGCGCACUAGUUUACUCAGAGCACGGAAUACGUUGCUAUUUUCUGGGCUAUUUUCUGCGGGUUUUUUUGUUUCAUCCAGACGCUGCGCAUUUAUUUUUCUCGACACAAGUCGCGCAUUAUCGCGGAAAAGCCGAUCUACGUAUUUGACGUCCAUCUGCUCCCAAGGUUCCAGAUCACCCUAACUACCCGUUGCGCCGGAGACUCGUCAACGUCAAGCCUACCCUGCGAUAUCAACCGUCGACCAGCUCAAAACUCCAGCAGUGACACAACAGAAAGCUUCUACAGUGCAGGCUACCUGUCGCGUACCACGCCAUUGGCAAGGUUUUUGAUUCUCGAAGCCAUGGCCGCCGUGCUACCCGUGAUGCCAGAGAGAGGCUCACUUUCGCCGUCAGACCCUCAUCGGCGAAAGCGCAACAAGCCAUCUAUCCCAGAAUCUCAAAGCUCCUACUUGAAAUCUCCCCAACCCGAAUGCUAUUCCGUUCGUAGUAGUUCAGUAUCCUCCACAUCAUCAUCGAGACAGCCUUCUCCCAUCUUCUCCUCGAUUUUUGUACAUACCAGCCCUCCUGCAGUCACACUGCCGCCGACGCCAGAAGAACCCGAGGAUGACGACAUAUUAUUCCCUUCUUUCGAUACCGCAUCCUACGAUGAAGAGGAAGAGAAUACACCGCUCGACUCACCCAGCCCUCCCUCGAUGGAACAAUCGAGAAGUGAUUUCACGAUGCCUCGGAUAGUGGGUGAUGAUGCUUCGAUAGAGCAUGAGCCUACAAGACACGUCGACUACCUCUCGCACGAUUGGCAAGAAGAAGAUAUCUGGAGUUCUUGGAGGUAUAUUGCUUCCAGGAGGGAUGCAUAUAACAAUGGAGUGAGGUUAGAGAAUGCGGCCUGGCGGACGUGGGCAAAAGCGAAGCAUCGACUUGGAACCGUCACUCCGGAGUCACUUAACUGGCUCAAGGAUUGCGAUGUUACCUGGCUCUAUGGCCCCUUACAGACCGCCUCCAAACUUUCCCAUCCUACUUCAUCUCCGCCUCCUACCCGGCUCUCCCCACCCAGCCCCUUCCUUAACAAAAAGCCGAUCCUCAAAAAGAGAACAGCCUCUCAAACCAUCCUUCAACGCUUCAUUUCUACACGCACUCUCCUCAGCCAUGCUGGUGCUAUAUUACAAGCCCGCGAAGCGGACAGCCUUAGAAACCGACCCGGAUUAGGGAGGUCAGCGUCCGACUAUUAUGUUCCAAACAACUACUUUGAAAAUUCAAGUAGUAGUCUGGCGACGACUAUGUCUCCUGGCACCGAAUCACCCAGUGAGAGACGUCACAUUAGCUUCAACGACGAAGUCUCACAGUGCAUCGCCCUUGAAGGGAAAGACGAUUACUACGAUAAGAUGGACGACAGUACCUGCGUCCUAGACGAUGAUGACAUGUCUAAAUGCAGCGUGCUUAUGAUGCGGCAGGUAACCCCACGUCCGCCGUUGAGCAGCCGAAGUACCCCGCGAAGCAGUUUCAGCAGCGAUAGCAAAACCAUCGCGCCCCUACCACCAACGACACUGAAAUAUCGCAGGGAUACACCAGAGCCUGACGAGGUUGACGUCGUCGACUCUCCAGAAGUGAAAUCAUCGUCAUACUAUUCAUGGUGGCCUCUACCUGUCCCGCGCCUGUCCCGUUCCGCCUCAACGGAGACGCUUCGGCCUUCGAAGAACCAGCGGCAGCGGCAGCAACAACAAAUGCCCAAAGCCCAUGAUAAUUUCCUCCUAGACGAUGAAGGUCCCGACGACGAUGACGCCAACACCGUCACCUCAGACAUGGAUAUGAAAUGGCAACUAUCCGGUCAGAAAGUGCCUGAGGACACAUCACAGACAUAUAACGGACCAUGGUUCACUGACUCUCACAAACGACAGUGGAAUAACGAUGAUAGUCCCCAUGCUCAUUAUUACAAUACUAAUAAUAAUACUAAUCGUACUAUCAAUAACCGGAACUCCUCUUACCUAUCCUCUCCGGAACAGUUCCUAUCCUUCGACUACGACGACUUGUAUAAUGCUGGAGAUACGAGUGGACAUAAUGAUGAUGAGGUGGAUGAUGAGGAAGCUAUGAACUUUGGGUUCCUUGGCAAGGUUGUUGAUACGGUGAAUACUGCGAGGGAUAUUGCACAUGUUAUUUGGAAUGUUGGAUGGCGGAGUUAGAAAGAUAAUAGAGAACAACAAACCACCUUGAAAGCCUCCCGGGUUGGUGGUGGAAGCACUGGAUAUCGCAAAUCCAGACUGCAAGGAUCCCUUUUUAUUGCCCGGCACAUCGAUGUUUUAUCUUUUUUUUUUCAAAAGAAACAUCCUUGGAAAAGCAGCUCCCGGGCUUGAGAAGUGGAUAGCAGUUUUUCCUCACGAGACUACCUUGGCUGAUUGACUAUAUAACUGCACGUCCCGCCAUUUCCAUACCCUAUUUACUUCACUCCAUACCGCCCAUUUUCCAUUUUCUUAUCCUACCUACCUCGUUUGUACAGCUAUAUUAUCCUCUUUCAAGCCGCUUUUUUACGCAACAUAGAAAUACGUACUUACCUACGUCCUCGCAUAUCCAUACAUCCCCACAUCUCCUUGUCAUUAGGGAGUUAAAUGGACCAGUUAUUCCCGAUACACUCUCAUAUUGGCAACGCAUUUAGAAAGACGGUUUAGCGAAUGAAUAACCGUAUUGGUUUAUGGCAAUGUUGAAGGGACUGAAAUUGAAUGAUUCUGUCAUUGUUUCAUUUCCAUUUUCCUGCCUUCUUCCCAUUGUCACCUGUCACCUACCUACCCAUUGCUGAAUCCUCUGGUACAUACAAAGAUGAUUAAAUGUGAAAAAGAAAUUUUGAGCUCGUCUUUUUAUUGUUUGGUUCAUUUACUUGGAGUGAUCCGUGAUGAGUUGCCAGACAAGUUUUAUAGCCCAAUUCAUAAAUGGACACAGGAUAUAAAUAAUAAUAAUAAAUCUCGGCCGCAACAAGAACACACCAUAAGUCUAUUUAGAUAAUCAUUUCUCUUAAUCUGCGCAGUCUUGAGAAAAAACAGUUUCAUCUAAUACUUUUUUUUCUUUUUUGCCUUCUUCUCUUUGAGUAGCAAUCUAGCAGGAGAGCUAGAUAUCUAGAUAUAUCAAUGAUCUGUUGAUAGAAUUGACUUUUAUUUUCAUAUCUCAAACUUCAAAAAAAAUCACUUCCUUUCAUUUACAGUGACACAGCCUCAAACCAUGAAAUCUUAUAUCAACUCUAUAUAUUAGUAAGAUAAAACUACUCCGAACAUAUCUUUUU